Medicago truncatula (barrel medic) is the source of this 1693-nucleotide messenger RNA. RefSeq names its product cytochrome P450 81Q32. Gene Ontology annotation, molecular function: oxidoreductase activity, acting on paired donors, with incorporation or reduction of molecular oxygen; monooxygenase activity; iron ion binding. The record is from RefSeq and is a predicted model, not a curated record. The coding region runs from base 80 to 1609 and encodes 509 amino acids. The transcript is spliced from 2 exons. NCBI's taxonomy places the organism in Eukaryota, Viridiplantae, Streptophyta, Magnoliopsida, Fabales, Fabaceae.
AAAUACUUAUUUAUCUAUAUAAACAAACUAUAUCAACACUACUCUCCCAUAACUAGGACGCUCCAAGCACUAUAUCAAAAUGGAAGAAUCAACUAGGUGGAUGAUACACACUUCACUUUUUCUCUUCACAUUUAUCUUCCUUCUCAAAAUCACACUAAAGAAAUUAUCCAAGCACAAAAACCUCCCUCCUUCUCCACCUUCUUUACCAUUUAUAGGUCAUCUUCAUCUCAUCAAAGAACCCUUACACCGUAGCCUCCACAAGCUUGCACAAAUCUAUGGCCAUAUCUUCUUUCUCCGUGUAGGGACACGCAACAUGCUUGUUGUUUCUUCACCUUCUGCUGUAGAAGAAUGUUUGUCAAAAAAUGAUAUUACAUUUGCAAACCGUACUUCCCAUACACUUGCCGGAAAAUAUCUCAAUUACAAUAAUACGGCGUUAGGGUUUUCUCCCUACGGUGAACUUCAUCGCAAAUUGCGUCGUUUAACAACAACAGAACUUUUCUCCACCAAUCGUCUUGCGAUGUUCACAAAAGUUCGAGAAGAAGAGGUGCAAUUAUUAGUUAAGCAAAUAUUUGAAGGGUGCAAAGGAGAAUUGUUGUCUAAGGUUGACCUUAAAAGAAAAUGUUUAGAACUUUCUUUCAAUAUUAUGUUGAGAGUGAUUUCAGGGAAACGAUACUAUGGUGAGGAUGCAGUUGCCUUAGAAGCAAAGGAGUUUCAGAUUUUAAUGAAUGAGUAUGUAGAGCUUCUUGGAAAUGGAAAUUUGAAUGAUUGUUUUCCAAUAUUAAAAUGGAUUGAUUUUCAAGGGAAGAAAGAGAAAAUGAUAAACUUGAUGAAAAAGAUGGAUGCCUUCCUUCAGAAGCUACUUGAUGAGAAACGAAGAAAUUGGUGCAAUGACCAAAAAAAUAUGACGUUGAUUGAUGUUAUGUUAGACUUGCAACAAAAGGAGCCAGAAUUCUACACGCAUGAAAUAGUGAAAGGCGUUGUUUUGGUAAUACUUGUAGCUGGCUCUGAGCCAUCGGCUACAACCAUGGAAUGGGCACUCUCACUUCUCCUCAACCAUCCAGAAACAAUGAAUAAGGUAAGGGCUGAAAUAGACACUUGUGUGGGACAAGAUAAACUUGUGAAUGAAUCAGAUGCUUCAAAACUAAAAUACUUGCAAAUGGUACUUAUGGAGACACUUCGUUUAUACCCUCCAGCUCCACUAAUGUUACCACACGAAUCCUCCAAUGAUUGCAAUGUUUGUGGUUUUGAUAUACCAAAAGGGACAAUGCUUCUUGUGAAUCUUUGGGCCCUACAUAGAGACCCUAACUUAUGGAAAGAUCCAACAAGGUUUGUGCCAGAGAGAUUUGAAGAAGGGGAAUUAGGUGGUGGUGAAAUUUAUAAUAUGAUUCCAUUUGGUGUUGGAAGGAGAUCUUGUCCUGGAGCUGCUUUAGCAAAACGUUUUAUUGGACAUGCAAUAGGAUCUUUGAUUCAAUGCUUUGAGUGGGAGAGAAUUGGAGAUGAAGAAAUUGACAUGAAUGAGGGAAUAGGGCUUACAAUGCCUAAAGUUGAACCUUUGGUUGCCUUAUGCAAGCCACGCCAAGUUAUGGUAGAAGUUAUCUCAAAUAUAUAACUUAUGUAUUAUACAUUUGUGUUGUAUGUAACUAAAUAAAUAAAAGUAUGUGUUGAAAACUAAAUAAAAGUAUUGUAAAAUAAA